Galleria mellonella (greater wax moth) is the source of this 4558-nucleotide messenger RNA. Its product is annotated as armadillo-like helical domain-containing protein 3. The transcript has 13 exons. Gene Ontology annotation, biological process: regulation of Golgi organization. Gene Ontology annotation, cellular component: cytosol. Lineage: Eukaryota; Metazoa; Arthropoda; Insecta; Lepidoptera; Pyralidae. The coding region runs from base 347 to 2395 and encodes 682 amino acids. The record is from RefSeq and is a predicted model, not a curated record.
CAGCAAAUUUUCAAUCAUUCCAGCUGUUCGGCUUUAUCAUCCGGUUAAUUUAUAACAAAAACAUUUGUUUGACUUUUUUUUCUUUUGAUUUGACUUGAUUGUGGCAUUCUUUCAGUAGUCGUCGUCGAAUCAGCCGCAAUUCAUUUUGUUUUCAGAUCAACAAGUAUUAUAUUUUAUCCUGUUUGUAGUAACAUUAUAAAACUACUGUUCCAAAUGAUUCUAAUUUCUAUAUUAAAUUAAAGUUUAGAAACUGAACUCAAUUCGUUUAUUUAAAAAAAAAUCUUUUAGACAGUGGCUAUCCAUUGUUGAUUAAUUUUAUUGGAUUAUUACAAAAAACUAUAAAAUCAUGGCUACACGAAAGAGAAGUGGUUCGGGAUCUAAAAGACAUUUGAAGGAAAAAGUUGUGCAAAUAUAUGAGUCCUUUUUUAGAGGCGAAGAUUUAACGAGUGAUAAUCCAACAUUUUGGGAUGAGUUUUUCUUGUUGAAACCAAAAAUUCCACAGCUGGAAGCUGAGAUACAUAAACUAUCAGUAGAGCAACUAUUGAACAUGAAAGAAAGCAUAAAUUUGCUUGUAACACAAUGCAUAGAAAUGUUAGGACAAGAACACCACAUAAGGUUGGUGUAUGCUUUGCAAACAUUAAGUGCUCUCAUGAUUACAAUGUACCAAAGAACAACUCAAGACAACAAUUUAAAUGUUAAAGUGGUUUUAAUUGGAACUGAGAAUGCAGAUGUCAAAAUGCAAAAAUUAUUUGAACACUGCAGUACUAUGCUAUCUGGUGAUGUUCCAGAUAGUUUAAAAUCUAUGGUUAUAAAGCUUCUGCUUGUAAUAGCAACAGGAAUUGAUAAUAUAGAUGAUAAUCCUCUUGUGGAGUAUUUAAUGCUAAAUUCACUAUUUGAACCUUUAAUACAGUUGCUGUGCACAUCAACUGAACGACAACAACAUGGCUAUGAUGUUGUUAUGCUUUUGAUGUUCCUGGUAAACUACAAAAAAGAAGAGUCAGCUAAUCCAUAUAUUGUAAAGUUAUCAAUACUUGAUGAUGAAUUAGCUUUAAAUGGAUAUGGUCAAGUGAUUACAGCAGCUUUGAAUGAUUUUGUCAUGUCAACAUUUGGUGGUAUGCAAGGUGGGAGUGGGGGUGGUGGUUGGCUUUCCUCUCUUACAAGCAUGGUGGGUGGGAUAUUUCUGACAAGUGAUGAUACUCAACCAGUUGUGAGAGGACAGAGAAACAGUGGGGGUGAAGAAGGCAUGUUGUUAGCCUUGUAUGAGGCGGCUCACCUAAAUCGUAAUUUUAUGACUACGUUGGCACACUCUUCGGCCGCUGCGUCCUCCGCGCCACCCUCACCACCCGCCACGUUGCCACCGCACCAGAAUCCUCCAAAUCUAACGCAAAUACAAGCACUGGACAAUGAACAACCUACUAAUCUAUUAGUGACGUUCUUCCAAUAUUGUUCCAUAGUGAUGGCUGACACGAGAAGCGAAGCCAGCAUCAACAAAUGCAGUUUAUGUUUUAUAACUUUAACAUGCAUAGUGGAAGAACAAUUUGCUAAUUCUAUUAUGCAUGAUCAAAAUCUUACUUUUAAGGUUCAAUUAUAUAGGUUGCCAAUGCGUCAUAGAAAAAUAGUUCCCGAGGAACCGCCUUCGCAGCCUUUAGCUUCUACUUUAAUAGAUCUACUAGUGGAAUUCACGAUGUGCCACCUGCUGAAGAAGUUCCCUGGGGAGCUGUAUUCGCUGUGUCUGGGUGUACUGGUGAGGCUGCUCAGCUACCAGAAGAGAGCGCGCGUGCGGCUGGCGCGUGACUGGCGCCCUCUGUGGGCGGCGCUCAUCGCGCUUCUCAAGUUCCUCGUCGCCAAUGACACCGCGUUGUUGCGCCGACACAACAUCUUCCUAAUGGCACAGCAGGUCGUAAAUAUAUUCAACAUUUUCAUUACGUUUGGUGAUACGUUUUUACCAACACCAGCGUCUUAUGAUCAGCUAUAUUACGAACUUAUCAGAAUGCAUCAAGUAUUUGAUAACCUUUUCUAUAUGGCGUUACGAUAUUCUACGGGAGACGGUGAAUUCAAGGCUGAAGCACUACGUCUGGCAAAUUGUUUAGUUAAUGUUCGUGCAAUAAUUCAACAUUUUUCGCCUAAAAUUGAAUCGUGGUUGGCUUCACAAAACCUUUCCACGCCUACUGAGGAUCAGAUCUUGGAAGUGGUGCGCAAGAACUACGACAGCCUGAUCCUGAAGCUGCAGGAGGGUCUGGAGGGCUACGAGCGGUACAGCGAGCGGCAGCACCGCGAGCUGGUGGCGCGGGAGGCGCGCGGCGCGGCGGCGGCGGCUCGCGCGCGCGGGCCCCGCCUGCACGCCGCCGCCUGCGCCGCCGCCACCGCGCUCUCGCACUACUCCGCCAUCGCCUGAGGCCCGCGCGUCCCCACGCUACCCCACGUCCGCCGCAGGUAUAUCGCACUCACCCACUUACACGCUCAUCCGACGGAUCCGAUACAAGAGGCGAGACCAAAGAUUUAUCACGCUCGUGUGCCUGUAAUGUACGUGUGAACACCGGGUAGUUCUUCAUUUGCAAGGACGCCAAGUAAAAAGCGAGGUGCUCGGCGACGCGUUCCUAAGGUGACUGGCUGUAUGCUAUCGCUACCGCGCUCUCCCAUUAAUCCGCCAUCGCCUGUGACUGGUACCAUACGUCUAUUAGGUGUAACUUAGUCGCCUGCUUAAUUACGUUGGAAAUUCCAUGCAAAAGGCGAGACCAAAAAGCAAUCGCAAUAGUGUGCCUGUAAUGUAGAAAAUGUAACCAUAGGAUUGUUCUAGUAACAAAAAAUAAAUAAUUAUUUAAUUUCAUAUUUGUUAUGAAGUGCAUUUUUUAUGAUUGUUUAUAUUAUAGUUAUAAUUUUUAUACCUGUGCGAUUCAAAAUGUUUGUGUAUUUACUUGUUACCUAUUUUAUGUCGUUAAUCUGGCAUAUCUAUUUUUAGUUUUUUCACCCUCUUUUAUAUAAAUUAAACAUUAUUCAUCUUCGUUACCUACUAAAUCUAAGUGACUAGUAUCAGUAGAUAAUUUAUGCUAUUAUUUAUCUUUAUAAAUAAGUAAAUUUUAAUUAUAUUUUUAUAUUCGACUAUGUAACUUUAAUAUCUAAAUUACUUUCGCGAGAUCUAAUUUAUAUAUUGUAUAUAUAAUAGCACGAGUUUGUGAAAAUAAUAAAUUAUGUUACGAAAUAUAUGAUCGAGAGGCAGGUAGGUGCAGACACGUUUGCAGACUAAAUUUUAGUUUUAUAUACCUAUAUCAAUUGAUAUAAUAAUAAUUGUGAUGAUUAACCAUUUGAAUUUAUAUUUAUAAUUUUCAAUCAUAUAAAAAGUAUUAUUAUUAAAGUUAUUGUCAUAUAUAAUAUGAUACAACUUUGCCCGCGUGACUAGGAUACGCCGAUAAUUUAGAAUGAAUAGUGACCUGUAUAUCUUUCUCAAUCACAUAUCGUCAUAGUCGUAGAAUACUGACGGGUCUGACAAAGAUUAUGUAUAAAGAUCCGUCAGUAUUCUACGACUAUGACGAUAUAAUACGUAGUACGUGUCUACGUGUAUAACAAAUUUUAUAACGAUUGGUUGAGGCAUUAUGGCGCUAAUUAUAUAUUAUUAGUACAAUAUUUAUCAAAUCGAAAUUUUAAAAAAUAUAUUAUAAAUUGAAUAUCAAAAAAUUAUUGCCCCUGUAUCUGAGUGGAGAAUAAUGGAACCAACUUAUGUCACGUAAACUGCAUAAAUUUGAACUAAUAAAAAAGGUGUCAAAAACAUAUAUCAAAAAGAAUAUGAAAAUAAUAUAAAUAUACAAAUAUGUACAUAAAAAAGGUCGACUGGCCAAUUUGUCAUCAACAACCUGGUUUAAUAAUUUUUAAAGCCUAUUUGGUCCAAAAAUGAGAGGUUUUUCCGCCUCUAAAUAAACAUUGGCGUAUUUAUUUUACAGGAGAGUCUUGGCCCCUUAAAAAUGGUGGAUAUGUACACUAAAACAUGUUUUUAUUAUGCUUUGCUUGCAUCCUGGGAUGUGCACCAGGUGGUUCUAGGACAGGCACGGCUAACCCAACCGCCGCCACCCACCUCCCUCUCUAAAUAUGCCUAUACAAAUAAAUAUUUGUGUAAUCUUAAGUAUUUUCCGUAUGCUUUGCAAUACAAUUUAUUUAUAUAAAUAUGGUAAUUGUGAAAUAGUUUGGAAUUUAUAUGUAAACAAAAACGCAAAAACGGUUGCAAGUACAUUUGUUUUUUGUAUAAUAUCAAAAUCGUUACUGAUAGCAUUAACUAGCUAUGAUAUUUUAUAUGAAGAACCACGUGAUAACGUUUAAGAUUAAUUAUUUCAUCGUCAUAUAAUGGUGCAAAACAUGUUCUACUCUUGGUUUACCACCAACCAGUGUACUGUUUUUUUAAACUGAAUUUUUUACUAGUAUUGUAAUGGCAAAACCAUAUCAUUUAAAUCAUUUAAUAGCUGGCUAUUUAAUGAUUUUACAUUUAUCAAUAUCUGAACUAUCUAUUAAUCUCUGAAGAUUGCCACUAAAUAAUGGUCUCAUGUCUUUUAACCGCAUAUAUAUAUAUAUA